UGUUUCAUGCUUAAAUGCUAGAAAAUUCAAAUUCCGUCUGUCGUUGUACCCCAAACUUUUUACUCGUGUGCUACUGUCAAAUUUCACAAUGACGGAGAAUAAAAACGAUAAAACCAAAGUUGAUUUAGGACUGUUGGAGGAGGACGAUGAAUUUGAAGAAUUUCCCGCUGAAGAUUGGACAGCGGUAGACGAAGAUAAUGAAGAUAUUAGUGUUUGGGAAGACAAUUGGGAUGACGAUGAUGUAGAAGAUGAUUUUAAUCAACAAUUGAGAGCUCAAUUAGAGAAACAAAAGGCUCAAAAUGAACAAGGGAAGGAGAAUUAAAUAAUUUAUAAAUUAAAUCUUAUUAAUCAUAAGAAUAAAUGUGUAUUAGACUGUUAAGGUUUUGCGUACAUUUAAAUUUCAUGUAUAUUGAUAACCUUUAUCAAUUGUGAAAUAUAGUAAUUUUUCAUAAAUAUUUGUACAAAACUUAAACAUUAAAUGUGAAUGUACAGUUUAAAUGCAUAUAAUACAUAAUAUGUACAUUACAUAUUAUUGAACUCUUAAGAGUCAUGUUAAUGGAAUAAAUACUUGGCAUCCUUAUUUUAAAUGUAUAA
Molecule: messenger RNA, 594 nt
Organism: Nomia melanderi (Alkali bee)
Lineage: Eukaryota; Metazoa; Arthropoda; Insecta; Hymenoptera; Halictidae
Gene: Sem1
Product: Suppressor of exocyst mutations 1
Biological process (GO): mRNA export from nucleus; proteasome assembly; double-strand break repair via homologous recombination
Cellular component (GO): proteasome complex; proteasome regulatory particle, lid subcomplex
Source: RefSeq, a predicted model, not a curated record